UCUUCUGGACCUGGGGCAGUGAAGGAUCAGUAUAAAAUCCACCCCAGCUCUUCAUUCUCUCAUCCACUUCACUUGACGCCUUCUCCUUUGGAAGUAAGUGCACCUCCAGCCCCGAGACAUGUCCUGCUGCAACCCGUGUGUGCCCUGCUGCCAGCCCUGCGGCCCGACCCCGCUGGCCAACAGCUGCAAUGAGCCCUGUGUCAGGCAGUGCCAGAACUCCACCGUCGUCAUCGAGCCCUCCCCGGUGGUGGUGACCCUGCCCGGCCCCAUCCUCAGCUCCUUCCCACAGAACACCGUUGUGGGCUCCUCCACCUCUGCUGCUGUUGGCAGCAUCCUCAGCUGUGACGGAGUGCCCAUCAACUCUGGGUGUUGUGACCUCUCCUGCAUUGGCAACCGCUACUGUGGCAGAACAUGUCUCCCCUGCUAAAGCUGCUGCAGGCGGCCCCAUAGAAUGGCCCCCAG
Molecule: messenger RNA, 462 nt
Organism: Athene cunicularia (burrowing owl)
Lineage: Eukaryota; Metazoa; Chordata; Aves; Strigiformes; Strigidae
Product: feather keratin Cos1-1/Cos1-3/Cos2-1-like
Exons: 2
Coding region: 119-427 (102 amino acids)
Cellular component (GO): intermediate filament
Molecular function (GO): structural constituent of cytoskeleton
Source: RefSeq, a predicted model, not a curated record